AAUUGGAUGGUUUCUAUUAUUGUUCUCAGCACUAUUAAAAUGAAAGGAACACGCAUUGCGUUAAAUACUUAACAUGCGUCAAUGUCUUGCUGUCUGUAGUAUAUUACUCAAAUCAACUGUAUUGAUACCUGGUCGAUUUAGAAGCAGAUUACCUGAAAAUGGCCACCUUAAAAAAGCAGGUGUAAAUAUAGGAAAGAGAUCAGAUCGUUGGGUCCUCGAAAGGUAUGUUCGCGGCAAAGCAAGACUCAAUAAAAACAAUCAGGUGAUAGGAGAAAUAGAACUGGCACGAAAUGCGGCCAUAGUUGUCCUAUCAACUGGUGCCAAGGGUCUUGGCAAAAGCAUCAUGCUGGAGGUAGACCAAAACAGGUACCUGUUUAAUGCACCUGAUGGUCUUCUCAGAGCUUUGUACGAUGCAAAUGACGGAAGACCGAUGCCAACAACAGAAAAUAUUUUCUUCACCUCCAAAACUUUGGAUACUGUAGGGGGAUUGACAGGAUUUAUGCUGCACAACACAGUGAAACUUGAUAUCGACCUGACAAUGAAGCUGCAUGGGCCUCCAUUUGUGCACUCAAUUCUGCACAUCAUGGACUAUUUCUCAGAAAAGAACGAGGGGAGGCUAUCAAACAUAGAAUGGCGAGGCAUGCCACAUGACCAUUAUGAAGAUGACCAGCUGACCGUGGAAUACGUUGCUCUCUACGACAGGUCCUCUGACCCUAGUAUUGACCAAUUGAACGCCAGCUGUAUUGGCCAAUCGGAAAGCAACGAAUUGUACAGUGAUAAACAAUUGUCAACCCAACAAACGCAUGUUUUAAGUGAUUUUGACUCAAAUGUGAAGAAUUCUAAUAAUGAACAGAAAACACGUACACGCGCAAAGAUAUUUAAGGGUACAGAUUCGGUGUCCCCGUCAGAAAAAACUGAAUUAAAGAAGCAACUAACCAAAAACAGACAUGAGAUUAAAACUAAUAUUGAAGAUAUUGAUUCAUUAGUUAAAAGGACAGAUACAGUUGGCUCUAGCAGGUUUAACAUUGACGACAUUCUCAAUAUAAAUGAAGCAGAUUCUUAUGAUAGAGAAAAUAUUAACAAUAGUCGUGAAUCUAUUGAGUUUGAUUCAUUAUUUGAACCUGUUCCCUCGAGUUCUACCACAAACAGAAGUGAGUUAAAAACUAAGCUUAAAGAUAUUGAUUCAUUAGUUAAAAGGACAGAUACAGUUGGCUCUAGCAGGCUUAACAUCGAUGAUAUUUUCAGUAUAAAUGAAACAGAUUCUUAUGAUACAGAUUCAAGAUCUGACUUGCAUAAAGCUUAUGCUCCUGUUGAAAAUAUUAACAAUCGUCUUGAAUCUAUUGAGUUUGAUUCAUUAUUUGAACCUGUUCCCUUGGGUUCUACCAAAAACAGACAUGAGAUUAAAACUAAGCUUAAAGGUAUUGAUUCAUUAGUUAAAAGGACAGAUACAGUUGGCUCUAGCAGGAUUAACAUCAACGAUAUUCUCAACAUAAAUGAAACAGAUUCUUAUGAUGCAGAUUUAAGAUCUAACUUGCAUAAAGCUGUUGCUCCUGUUGGAAAUAUCAACAAUCGUCGUGAAUCUACGUUUGAUUCAUUAUUUGAAACUGUCCCCUCAAGUCCUGUCGGUAAAGUGGUAAAACGGAUUGAUACAUCUGGCUCUGGCAGCCUUAACAUCGAUGAUAUUCUUAAUAUAAAUGAAUUAGAUUAUGUUCCAGAUUUAAGAACUGACUCACAUAAACCCAAAGCUCCUGUUGAAAAUAUAAAAAAUCAUCAGGAAUGGAUGAAUUUUUAUUCAUUAUUUGAAAGUGACCCUGCAAGUUCUGGCAGUGAUAAUAUUGGUGACAGGUCUGAACAUUUAUCGGAAAAUGACCUCGAGAAUGUUGAAAAUUACACUGAAGACUAUGUACUUCAGCUGCAAAAAGCUAAGAAAAUGGCCAUGGCUUAUAUUGUGAAGCUUAAGCAUUCCAUAAACAAAGUUGAUGCUCAGAAAGUAUAUAACCUUGGAGAGAAAAGUGGUCCGUGGGUUGGAGAUUUAGUGAGAGGAAAAUCUGUCACAUUGUCUAACGGAAGGGUGGUUACACCACAGGAAGUGUACUCGGACAGCUGCGUUGAAGUGCGGCCAAUUGUUGUUUUAGAGGUCCCCUCUGUCGGCCAUCUUGAAGACCUGCUGUCAUCUUCCAAGCUUGAAGCCCUCCAGAAGUCCCAGGGAUCACCGGGGGCAGAGGUUAUCGUGCACAUGACCCCUAAGGGCGUAAUGGAGCACCCUAAAUACAAGGAGUUCAUGGGCAGAUACUCCUGCAAGCACCUAAUUUUGAACGAGGAUUCGGGAAUGGUAAAUCUAAGGGGAGCUCACGCAGCAAGUGCAGUCAACAAUGAGGUCCAUCCGGAGUUGUUUCCCCUGGCGCGUGGAUUCAUGGAUACGCAUCACUCUUUCGUUGGAUCUGAUGAGUCUGUGGCAUAUGGAGAGUUUUGUCUGAAGUAUGUGCUGCGGCCGGAACAUAGGCGUGGCUACGAUAGGAGUUUCGUGCCACAACUGGACCCUCAGAAUUGCAUUAGAUCAGAACUGAAGACAGCUGGCUAUCUUGUACACCUAAUGGAAGAAAAGUUUCAAACAAGAUACACAUUCCCAAAGAAAAGCUUUGCACAGGAGCUUAAAAAGUUCCAUGACUUAUUAACAAGCGGAAAAUUAGACACUCCUAUAUUCACAGCAGAGUAUCCAAAAAUAACGUUCCUUGGUACUGGAACAGCCAAACCUAAUUUGAGAAGGAAUAAUUCGGGUAUUAUGCUUGAAAUCAGGAAAAAUGAGUAUAUGAUACUGGACCCCGGUGAGGGGACAUACAGACAGAUGCUGAUGAUGUUUGGUCACAAGGAGACAUUGAGAAUACUUGCCCAUCUCAAAGCUGUUUUUGUCUCGCACCUUCAUUUCGACCACCAUGGCGGCAUAUUCACGCUUAUGAAGUGCCGCCGAGAGGCAGUCCAGAAGUCCGGAGGUGUGGAUAAGGUGUUUUUCCUCGUGCCUCACAAGCUGCAGAAGUGGCUCAAAGUAUUCGCUAGUCAGAUUAUUGACAUCUCCUCCGACAUCAUUUAUGUGCCACAUCUGGUUCACAAUACAAACUGGCGGCUGCAUACUAACCUCGACAAAGUGCAGAAGGCACUCAAUUUGAAUAAGUACAUAACCGUAGAAGUCAAUCACACUAACUACUCUAGCGGCCUCAUCUUAGUGCAUAAUGAUGGGUGGAAACUGGUCUAUUCAGGAGAUACGACUCCGCUUUAUCAUGGUGGCUUCAAUAAAUAUGGGAAAGACUGUGAUAUAUUGAUACACGAAGCCACAAACCUUCCGGCCGAGCAGGAAUUAGCGAGACACAACUGUCAUAGCACUGUGACCGAGGCCAUUCAAGUCGGUAAAGCGAUGAAUGCCAAAUACACGCUGCUGACCCACUUUAGUGGCAAGAUGACAAACAUGCCUCUACUGAACGAAAGUUUCACCAGGGAUGUCGGUUAUGCUUUCGACAUGAUGCAGGUUCGGCCCAAUCAACUUCAUCUCCUGUACCACAUGAAACCAGUGUUUGAAAGUAUAUAUGGCAUCAGCGUGUCAUUGGCCAAUUUUCAAACGAUAGAGACAAUUAGGCGCGUGAGGAAAGUGGCCGUAUUUAGUCAAGGCAUGGAAGAGACAAUUGGCGACCAUGACGACUUCCGGUUCUUGGAAUACCUCAAGACGUCGUCGAGGGAUUCGGAUAAUUGGAAGAAGAGCAAUCUUAAACAGCGGCUAGAAAACUUGGAAGAUAAACAAAAAAACGGCGGUUAAAUUACUUCGCUUAUGCGUUUGUAAAGAAUUUGUAUUUUUUUUAUCGAGGCUUGAUGCUAUAAAUGGCAGCUGAUUUGCAUCAGUAUCUGUGGUUGAAAGAAUUCCUCAAAGUACUGAAUCGAUCGAAAAGAAAACAUUUAACUUUGUCCAUCAUUUAUUUUCAAUUUAUUUUUGCAAUCAACCACACCUUCAGAAUUUUUGUUGUGUGUGCUGCGGUUGACCUGCAACGAAUUUAAAUGAAAAAAAUAAAUGACCGGAAUACGCA
This is a messenger RNA of Dreissena polymorpha, 4070 nucleotides long. RefSeq names its product ribonuclease Z, mitochondrial-like. The record is from RefSeq and is a predicted model, not a curated record. Lineage: Eukaryota; Metazoa; Mollusca; Bivalvia; Myida; Dreissenidae. The transcript has 21 exons. Gene Ontology annotation, biological process: mitochondrial tRNA 3'-end processing. The coding region runs from base 74 to 3805 and encodes 1243 amino acids. Gene Ontology annotation, cellular component: mitochondrion. Gene Ontology annotation, molecular function: 3'-tRNA processing endoribonuclease activity.